AAUAAGUUUUAUGUAAUAAGAAAUGAUGAACAAAGUAUUGAAUAUAGUUUUGAAAAAACAAAAACUAAAGAACCAUGGACAGUAAAAAUUGAAUCUAUUGAUGAUGAUGAUGAUUUUAGUAAAUUAAAGACAUUUGAGAAAGAAGUGAACCUAGAGUUGGUGGGAUGUUGA
This is a messenger RNA of Dentiscutata erythropus, 171 nucleotides long. The record is from the annotation of a GenBank genome assembly. NCBI's taxonomy places the organism in Eukaryota, Fungi, Glomeromycota, Glomeromycetes, Diversisporales, Gigasporaceae.